GUUAAUUUUUAUUAUGCCACAGGGCUAACCCGCAUGGAUCCCUAUGUACGCCUGCGCGUGGGUCACUGCAUCUAUGAAACUCACACCGAUCCCAGCGGUGGGAAAACGCCGCGAUGGAACAAAGUCAUUCAUUGCCUGCUGCGGCCCGGUGUCAAUUCGAUAUACCUGGAGAUUUUCGACGAGUGCUCGUUCACAAUGGACGAACUAAUUGCGUGGGCGCACAUCACCAUUCCCCAGGCUGUGCUUAAUGGUGAGACACACGAAGACUGGUAUCCGUUGAACGGCAAGCAGGGUGACGGACUGGAAGGCAUGAUCAACCUUGUACUCAGCUACUCUGUGGGUCCAGCUCCAGUAACGGCAUUCCCACCGAUGCUAGUGGUCCCGAGCACGGGCAUGGGCUACGCAGCGAUGCCUAUGUACACCGCGCCGCAACCUCUGGCGGGUUACGUGCAGCAGCCGGGCUACCCACAGCAGCCGGGCUACCCACAGCAGCCGACCUACCCGCUCCAGCCGGGCUACCCGCCGCAACAGCAACCGCCACAACAGCAGCCGAUUACUGCUGAACAGCUGCAACAGAUCGAAGAGAUGUUCCCAAGCAUCGACAAGGAGGUCAUAAAAUCCGUGUUGGAAGCCAACCGCGGGAACAAAGACGCCACCAUCAACUCACUGCUGCAGAUGUCCGAGUAAACAUAUUACAAGUCAAUUUUGCAUAUUCUAUCAUUUAAUACAGUUUGACACCAUUUAUAAGGUCAUGGUAGUCAACAUAAGCACGGCUUUUAGGAAUUUCGUAGAAUUAAUUGCAAGAAAACCAUCUCUACAUAUUUUCAUGAUUGAUUUAUAUUUUUAUUUAUAUGCACAUAGCUAGCUAAUUAGCUGUUUAUAAUGACAAAGUACUAAUGGUAUUAAUAAAAACAAUACACGACGCCCAGUUAGUAGAACGACAUGUGGGGGGUGGUGCUAAUUAUGAUCAAAAUCUACCUUUAUUGAUAAAAAGGGUAAGUGGAGCAACUUUGCAUGUAUAACUUAUCAAAAACAGUUUUACAAAAUAAAGAAGGAAAUUUUACGAAGCAAAAUAGAUUUGUCAAUAUUUCGUACAUGUAACCAAAUACUGUCGUAACAGUAGAGCUCCUUGUGAAAGAGUUCGUCCAGGGAAGUGCCACCGUACCU
This is a messenger RNA of Hyposmocoma kahamanoa, 1167 nucleotides long. RefSeq names its product toll-interacting protein-like. The coding region runs from base 34 to 687 and encodes 217 amino acids. The record is from RefSeq and is a predicted model, not a curated record. Gene Ontology annotation, molecular function: ubiquitin binding; ubiquitin conjugating enzyme binding. Gene Ontology annotation, cellular component: cytoplasm. NCBI's taxonomy places the organism in Eukaryota, Metazoa, Arthropoda, Insecta, Lepidoptera, Cosmopterigidae. The transcript is spliced from 5 exons. Gene Ontology annotation, biological process: ubiquitin-dependent protein catabolic process.